This is a messenger RNA of Macrobrachium nipponense, 945 nucleotides long. RefSeq names its product tigger transposable element-derived protein 1-like. Lineage: Eukaryota; Metazoa; Arthropoda; Malacostraca; Decapoda; Palaemonidae. The transcript has 3 exons. Bases 1 to 945 code for a protein of 314 amino acids. The record is from RefSeq and is a predicted model, not a curated record. Gene Ontology annotation, molecular function: DNA binding. Gene Ontology annotation, cellular component: nucleus.
AUGUGGCGCGCGAAUGCAAGGGCAUGGGUUACGCGGCAGUUCUUUACAGAUUGGGUAAACCUCGUCUUCGGUCCUUCUGUGAAGGAAUAUCUUCAAAAGAAUAACCUCCCACUGAAAGCCUUAUUAAUUUUGGAUAAUGCUCCGGCCCACCCACCUGGUCUUCAAGAUGACAUUCUCGAGGAGUUCCAGUUUGUGAAAGUCCUCUACCUCCCACCCAACACGACUUCCAUCUUGCAACCAAUGGAUCAGCAGGUCAUUGCAAAUUUUAAAAAGCUUUUCACAAAGGACUUGUUCCGCCGAUGCUUUGAGGUGACAGAGAGCACCAAGCUUACCCUUCGAGAGUUUUGGAAAGAGCAUUACAAUAUCGUCGUAUGUUUACGUAUCAUUGACUCGGCAUGGCAAGAGGUAACGAGACGAACCUUGAACUCGGCAUGGAAAAAGCUAUGGCCUGAUGCUGUUUCAGAGAGGGACUUCGAAGGGUUCGAACCCCAAGCAACGUUGGAGGAGAUUGUGUCCCUCGGAAAGUCGAUGGGUCUGGAGGUAGAUGAGGGCGACGUCAACGAACUCGUCGAGGAACAUGAGGAGGAACUCUCAAUUGAGGAGUUGAAGGAGCUGCAGGUGAUGCAACAUACGAAGGCCCUGCAAGAGAUUAGUAGCAGUAGCGAGGGGGAGGAAGAGCCGGAGGAAGUGAUUCCUACAAGUCAAAUUAAUGACAUGUUAGCAAUCCCCUCCCUGCUCCCUCCUCCUCCUCCUCCUCCGCCACUCGACUCCGUUAGCCAGCUGCACUCGCCUGUCAGCAAGCAACACCGAGCGGUCUCCAGGGGCAUCACUGCUGCUCCCUCCAGGACAGGACUAAACAACGGGAUCAUCACCAGGGCAUCACCAGCGCCAAAAGGACUACUUCAAGCAUCCCUCAGUCUCGUCUUGACUGAAGGAGUUCAGUGA